CAACGUAGUCUUUUAAAGAUGGAGCAAAUGGUGUAACACCAGUGAUCGCCGCAUGAUCAGUCCCUGAAGUUUUAAUUCUUAGAAAGAUGCCGAAGAAAAAGACAGGCCAGCGGCGCAAGGCUGAGAAGCAGAAACUGAGGCAGAGGGAAAUUAGAUCAGCGAAGGACCAGAUAGAUCUGGCCAAAUUUCCCUCGAAUGCGAUUAUGGAGUGCGAUAAGUGUAACAAGAAACAGAAGAGCCGUGCUUUCUGUUACUUCUGCCAGAAUGUUCAGCGCUUGCCAAUAUGCGCUCAUUGCGGGAAAAUGAAAUGUAUGUUGAAGACAGGAGAUUGCGUCAUCAAGCAUGCGGGUGUGUUUACGACUGGAUUAAACAUGGUGGGAGCCAUUUGUGAUCACUGCGAGGCAUGGGUAUGUCACGGAAGGCGUUGUCUCACUACCCAUGCUUGUACUUGCCCAUUGAUGGAUGCCAUUUGCCAGGAAUGCGAACGUGGAGUAUGGGACCAUGGUGGACGAAUAUUUAGAUGUUCGUUCUGCGAUUGCUUCCUUUGCGAAGAUGACCAAUUUGAACACCAAGCAUCUUGUCAAAUAUUGGAAGCAGAGAAUUUUAAAUGUCAGUCUUGCAACCGACUGGGUCAAUACUCUUGCUUAAGAUGCAAAACGUGCUACUGCGAAGACCACGUCCGUAGAAAAGGUUUUAAGUAUGAGAAGAAUAAAGCCAUACCUUGUCCGAAAUGUAACUACGAUACUUCCCAAACCAAGGAUCUCAGCAUGUCUACUCGUACCCACAAAUUCGGCAGACAAAAUCAAGGAGACACUUACGAGUCCGACGAAGAGGGCGAUUAUAGGAGUUAUUAUGGCAAUGAAAGCAAUAGCUGCACAUAUGAAAAUGACGGUGACGACGAUGGCGAUGACGACGAAGACGAUGACGAGAAUACGUCUAGCGAGGACGAUGAUGAAGAGGAAGAAGAUGAAGAUGAUGAAAAGGAAAAAAAAUCGAGGGACCAGCAAGUGGAGGGUGAACAUUCGCAGAACAUUAAGAGCAAAAGCUAGUCACGGUACAUGUAGUUUAACCGUAUGAUUUCGUUAAAUUAAUCAGUGAUUACGUUUUCGAGUAAUACGUCUUUUAACCACAUGGGUGAUUACAAAAAAUAAGUGGCUCGUUGCACGAACAUAUACUAAAAUGUUCGGAAAAUAUCGUCGAAUAACUCCUGGAGCCUACGCGGAAGCAUAACCAGGUUAAUAAUUUCAUAACAUGUGAAUCGUUACAAUAAAUAGGUCGUUGGAUGCGA
Messenger RNA from Orussus abietinus, 1288 nucleotides. It is a transcript of the gene Noa36, whose product is annotated as zinc finger protein 330 homolog. NCBI's taxonomy places the organism in Eukaryota, Metazoa, Arthropoda, Insecta, Hymenoptera, Orussidae. The transcript is spliced from 7 exons. The record is from RefSeq and is a predicted model, not a curated record. Gene Ontology annotation, cellular component: nucleus. The coding region runs from base 87 to 1049 and encodes 320 amino acids. Gene Ontology annotation, molecular function: zinc ion binding; protein binding.